Molecule: messenger RNA, 3887 nt
Organism: Conger conger (European conger)
Lineage: Eukaryota; Metazoa; Chordata; Actinopteri; Anguilliformes; Congridae
Product: WD repeat-containing protein 20
Exons: 4
Coding region: 10-1983 (657 amino acids)
Molecular function (GO): protein binding
Source: RefSeq, a predicted model, not a curated record
GUAUUAAAAAUGGCCGGUGAUGGAGGCGCCCUAAAGGAUAUCAAUGAGAUUAAAUCCCAGUUCCGGACAAGAGAGGGUUUUUACAAACUGCUUACCCUCUCGGAUUCACAACAACGGGGUGGGAUAACCCGGGGGCCCUCCACGAGUGCAGCGGUGGGUCCCGGAGCUGGAACGGGAUCGAUACCCGGUGGUGGCGGUGGAGGUUCUGUUCAGGGGCCCGGGUCUGCUUCCUCUGCCACCGCCGCAACCAACUCUUCUCCGGCCGGUUUCCUGCCCCCGGUUAGGGUCUCCAUGGUAAAGCUUCAGCCGGAAGACCCUAGUGAAGAAUCAGAGCGAGUAUGCUUCAACAUUGGAAGAGAACUUUACUUCUACACGUACACAAACAUAAAGAAGGCUGUGGACCUCAGCAAGCCCAUCGAUAAGCGCAUAUACAAGGGCACCCAGCCUACCUGCCAUGACUUCAACCAGUACUCCGCCACGGCCGACAGCGUGUCACUCAUCGUGGGCUUCUCCGCCGGCCAGGUGCAGUACCUGGACCCCAUCAAGAAGGAGACCAGCAAGCUCUUCAAUGAGGAGAGGUUGAUAGACAAGUCCAAGGUGACGUGCCUGAAGUGGCUGCCCAAGUCUGAGAGCCUGUUCCUGGCGUCCCACGCCAGCGGGCACCUGUACCUGUACAACGUGGAGCACCCGUGUGGCACGGCCACUCCCCAGUACUCCCUCCUGCGGCAGGGCGAGGGCUUCGCCGUCUACGCCUGCAAGACCAAGACUCCCCGCAACCCGCUCCUGCGCUGGGCGGUGGGUGAGGGCGGCCUGAACGAGUUCGCCUUCUCGCCCGACGGCGUGCACGUGGCCUGCGUGGGCCAGGACGGCUGCCUGCGCGUCUUCCACUUCGACUCCAUGGAGCUCCAGGGCGUGAUGAAGAGCUACUUCGGAGGCCUGCUGUGCGUGUCCUGGAGCCCCGACGGGAAGUACCUGGCCACGGGCGGGGAGGACGACCUGGUCACCGUCUGGUCCUUCUCCGAGAGCCGCGUGGUGGCCCGCGGGCACGGGCACAAGUCCUGGGUGAACGUGGUGGCCUUCGACCCCUUCACCACCAGCCUGGAGGACGAGGAGCCCAUGGAGCUGAGCGGCAGCGAGGAGGACCUGCAGGGGGCGCUGCACUUUGGGCGGGUGCGCACCAGCAGCACCCUGUCCCGCCUCUCCCGCCACAGCUCCAAGGGAGGGGCCACGUCCGUCACCUACCGGUUCGGCUCAGUGGGGCAGGACACGCAGUUCUGCCUGUGGGACCUGACGGACGACGUGCUGUACCCGCGCCUGCCCCUGUCCCGCGCCCUCACCAACACCUUCGGCUCCACCAUCCCGCCGUCCGUCAGCGGGGGCAGCAACAACCUGAGCGGGGGCGGCGGCACCGCGGCUGUGGAGGGCCAUCACCACCCCUCCAACCCCCACCCGCACCCGCCCCUGCCCCUGCCCCGCUCCCUGUCGCGCUCCAACUCCCUGCCCCACCCCGCCGUGGCCAACACCUCCAAGACCCAGGGGGGCCCGGACGGGGGCGGGGGCGGGGCCGGCGGGGCCGUGCCCUUCAGCAUCGGCCGCUUCGCCACGCUCUCGCUGCAGGAGCGCAAGUCGGACAAGUCCGGGGCGGGCGGGGGGACGGGCGGCGACAAGGAGCACAAGCACUACCACAGCCUGGGCAACAUCAGCAAGAGCAACGACAAGAUCAACCUGGUGCCGCGGAACAGCCGGCUGGACGCCGCCAAGGUGCUGGGCACCACGCUGUGCCCGCGCAUGCACGAGGUGCCCCUGCUCGAGCCCCUCGUCUGCAAGAAGAUCGCCCACGAGCGGCUGACCGUGCUGGUCUUCAUGGACGACUGCAUCAUCACCGCCUGCCAGGAGGGCCUCAUCUGCACCUGGGCGCGGCCGGGGAAAGCGAACCUGACGGCGGCUCAGAACGGAAACUCUCCCAGCGGCACGGUGGUAUAGCCGGGGGCGGAGCUCUGGCCCCCCCCUCCCCCUGGGCGGGGCCAGACGUGUGAAUAAUACGCUAACGAAUCCUCCGAGGCGGAGCCCACAAGGCACUGCGGCGUGUCCCUGUCGUCCCUCUCCCUUCUUUCAUCGCUUCUUCCACUCCUGGGAAAGAUGACGGAUGGAGGAGCGCUGCCCCCUCCCCGGAGCGCCGGGGAGCUCCCGCCUCCAUCUCUGCUAACGCUACGAAAGCCACGGCCGCUGUAUCUUAUUUAUUUUAACACGACAGACUGUAGUAAUUUAUAUUGUACAUAUUCAGAAAACUAUAAAUCCAGAAGUCUAGAUGUAUGGAACUUAUGAGUCAGAGGAAGAAGAAAAAAAUAUUUAAUAUAUAAAAAAUAAAAAAAACCUGUAUUGUACAUAGAGAUGCAGUUAAGCUGAAUGUCUGAGAUUAGGGAAACCGAGUAAGUUGUGUCCUUUUGUGCUAGAAUUCCUCAAACUGUCAUGUCCAUUAAAGCAAACAUGUAUGGCACGUCUGCUAAGAAGUGUGUGUUCUAACGUACCGACAACACACGCAGUGUACGGUGUCAUCUUUCCACGUUUUCCGGGCCCUUUGGCGAUGGGUCCCUUGCCCGUGGCAGCCCUCUUCCAGCCGUGACACACAGGUGUCCGCUCAGCGCACGCUCCAUGGUCAGGCUGACAUCACGCAGCCUGCUAAUGCCUACAUUGCCUCUCCAAAGACUUUGCACAUUAGCGGCUGACUUUGAAUUCCUAAAGAAAAGGGGCGUAUGUGGUCCUGUGCUCUUUCGGCAAAGCGCACUUGAAGAAAUGAUGCAUUUAAGCUGGUCUGACCGGCGAUAUGAGAUGUGUGCAGCAACGCACAUGCACUCGGUGAGCACUUUAUUAGGUAUUUGCUGCUGUAGCAUAUCCACUUAGAGUGUUCAGAGAUGCUCUUCUGCAUACCACUGUUGUAGUGUGUGGCUAUUUGCGUUACUGUCACCUUCCUGUCAGCUUUGACCAGUCUGGCCCUCCUCUUCUGACCUCUCUCAUUAACAAGGUGUUUUUGCCCACAGAACUGCAGCUCACUGGACGUUUUUGCACCAAUCUCUGCAAACUCUAGAGACUUGUGUGUGAAAAUCCCAGGAAUUCAGCAGUUUCUGAGAUACUCAAACCACCCUGUCUAGCACCAACAAUCAGUCCACGGUCAAAGUCAGUUCGAUCAAAUUUCUUCCUCAGUCUGACAUUUGCUCUGAAAAACAGCUGAACCUCUUGACCAUGUCUACAUACUUUUAUGCCUUUAGUUGCCGCCAUGUGAUUGCCUGAUUACAUAUUUGCAUUAACACACUGGUGUACAGGUCUACAUAAUAAAGUGCUCACUGUGUGUAUAUCCCAGAUGUGUUGGCUUGUGUGUGGUUUUAGAUGAUGCUGGUGUGCAGAGAGGCAGGAAUAGUCUGAAAUGCGGUGUGGAAUGAUAGCUCUAUGUGAGGAGGAUGUGUGUGCUUUCACCUGAAAGCACGGGGAUGCUGUCAUUGUGGCUCAUUCUGGUCCCGUGUCCAUUUUGUAUUGUGUUUUUCAUGACGUUUGGGUGCCAUUCAAGUGGGAACACUAAAAUACUCGUAAAAUUCCUUGUUGUGCAUCGAUGGCUACACUUGCAAAAAAUAUCAAUCUAUUGCCUUGCUAAUCACUGCAGGAAUGACAACUCACCGUUUCACGUGAUGGAGGAGAAAACAUUCCCAAUCGCUGUUUUACUUUGAACAGUUACAAAAAUCCAUAGCAUGUAAUCCUGUUUUUUUUGUUAUUGUUGGUUUUUACAGCGUGCAUUAAACACUAAAUAACACUUAUGCCUGAAGUGAUGAAUUAAGUGACAAAGGAUAUGACUAGUUUGUAUAUGUAAAGUCUGUUAUUAAAAUGCUAAACUCUAA